AUGAAUUCUGAAGAAAGGCUAGAAGAAGCAAAGAAAAUUUUGAUGAUCGUUCUGAAUAUAAAAAUUGGCGACAAAAUCAGUGUAAAAGUGAGAGAUAUGCGAUAUAUUUUCGAAGCUUGGAAGAAUCUCUAUGAUAAAGUUAUUGAAAAUUACUCCGAAAUAUUCCAGAUGAAUUAUCGCUUACUUUUCAUAUAUUCGCAGAUAAUUCGAGCUCAAAUCGAAUGUUUUGAUUAUGAUACUCUCAAAAACGUGUUUAUUGGAGAUUUUGAUACAACCGGAAAAGGGAGCGUUCUGGAUAUGUUUUGCAGAUUGUUGAUUGAGAUUACGAAACAUCUCAACAGUGAAGUCGACGAAUUAGAUUGCAACUUAAGAGAAAUUCAAGCAGAUUAUUUGCCUAAAUGCUCGCUUAAUAUCUUGGAAGCAUCAACAAGUCUAAUUUCUCUUAUGACUGAAGCAUCACACGUUAUAUUUGUCAUCUCUUCCUUGGCAACAUUCAUAGGAAGUUGGUUAGUUGUCGCUGUGGAAAAAAAGUCGCGUAUAAAUUCUAAAAUUUUUUCAAAUAUUGCCUCAUUAGUAAAAGUAGCUUUGAAUUCCAUACAAAAACAUUAUUCUGGUCCAUACGGCAGUGUACUGCUUCAUCAGUUGGAACCAAUAUUGAUUAAUGGGCUUCGCUUCUCACGUAUACGUCAGCACUUAAUCAAAUUUUGGCAAGGAACAUUUGGCCUUUCAAAAAAUUUGAGCGUUUCAGAUGAUUUGAACAUUUCAUUGGGAAAAAACAAAUAUCUCUCAUCAACCUUCUCUUCAAAAGAAGAAUGUUUGUCUUUGGAAGAUAGUUCAAGAGGGGCUAAAUCCUCUAACUCAAACCUUGAUGUUCCUGUGGAUGAAAAUGCUUGUAACAGCAACGAAAAGAAAAUUCAAAAGCUAUUACUUGAUGGUCCACUUCCUUCUCUGUCGGAGCCAAAAAUAUCAAAGUCUUUAACGAGGGAAAGUACUGAAAAUUACACUGUUAUCAGUUCCAUACCUGUAAAGAAAAUACGACUAACAGAUCAUCAAAAAGAAAAAUUGAUGGAACAAAGUGAUAGCUUGCUAUGUUUUGCUGAAGAAAGCGAAUCGAGAGACUUCAAAAAACGCAUUCCUCCAGGAUAUACUGAUAGUUCUUCUCUUGAUGGAUUGGUAACAACAAAUUCUUUGGAAAAAAGGUCAUGGACACAGUCUAAUUCUAAAAGUGAAAAAACUGAAAAGGAUGAAACUGAUAUUUCCAUACAACACAAAAGUCAGGAUGUUUCGAAUGUUGAAGUUAUAGAAUGUGGCAAACUAUCGAAUAAGAAUUCUGUAGAUGAUGUCGGUAUCAAGGAUACAAAUGAUGAUAGCUUUGGAAUAACCUUGCUUGAUAAAAAUUCAGAAGAUAAAAGUCCUCAGAGUUUACAAGCAGUGAAUUUUUCAAGUCUACACGGAUCGCCCAAAAGUGUAGAAUGCAGUCUGAGCGUUAUUAUUUCAAAAGAAAAUGUGAUUGCAUCACCGAGAACACCCACCAGCAUCUUAAAAAAUUUGGCGAAUAGAGCAACUACUCCAAGUUUCAAUUCUUCUUCUGCCAGCGCAAAAAAUGUAUUCAAACAGUUUAAAGUAUAUUAUUUUAGUCUAUAAAU
This is a messenger RNA of Thelazia callipaeda (thelaziosis nematode), 1646 nucleotides long. NCBI's taxonomy places the organism in Eukaryota, Metazoa, Nematoda, Chromadorea, Rhabditida, Thelaziidae. The record is from the annotation of a GenBank genome assembly.